GGGCGCCAGUGCCUGUAGUGCCCGUCCUGAUGUAACCACAUUACGGGCUAUUGCCACAUACCAUGCUCGCUAGGGGGCAGAUGGAGAACUACUAUAUAACCCCAAUCAGCUCACUAGAUGCAAGUGGCACCUUUUCGCAGACAUCUACAGAACGUUUGUCUGCUGCACUAGCGUUCGGUUGAGCAAAAUGAAGAACGCAAUUAGCAUGAGCCUUUUGGCUUCCGGCGGUCUCGCUGCCGUCUCUAAACCUUUAAACAUCCCAACUCCUUCGAUCGCGCUGUCUGGCGCCAAUUUGACCACCAAGUGGAUCGACAACACUGACCUCCACCAAGUUCUUGAGCUCUGGGUUAAAAACACCGAUUCCAAGAACUUCCUUACUGCUUCACACCAGUUCUCCGUCGGCGUUGAAUGCGACUCCCUCAUCACUACCGAACCGGGUGAGGUCAUUCGUCUUGCCCCUGGCCAGCACAUUAAAGUCCAGAUUGGCGUUAAGAACAAGGACGGCGUUGCGCCAGGCUCAACUUGUAAGAGCAAGGUCGUUGCACACUAUGGAAACGGUGAUAAUGCAAAGACUGCUACUGGUGAUGUUAGCGGUAGCUGUGGUAUUCCCGACUAUCUCCCCACCACACCGAGCUUAGGCACCCACGUUACAUCUGACUGGUUCGACAAUCUCAAGUACGGCAUCUUCAUUCAUUGGGGUAUUUACUCAGUGCCUGGUUGGGGCAAUAUCGGAGAUAAGGAAAACUAUGCCGAAUGGUACUGGAUGUGGAUGCAGAACAAGCAGGACAAAACCCAAACCUACCAAUACCAUCUUAACAACUACGGAACCAAUUUCAACUAUGACCAGUUUAUUGCCAACUUUACUGGAAAGGGCUUCGAUGCAAAGUCCUGGGUUGAUCUCUUUGCCGACGCUGGAGCCCAAUACUUUGUCCCGACUACUAAACAUCACGAGGGCUGGGCUCUGUUCAACACCUCCACCUCUGUCAGCCGUCGAUCCGUUGUCCAGUACGGCCCCAAGCGCGACUUUUUGAAGGAGCUGUUUGAUGCCUCGAAGAAGUACCAACCUCACCUUCGCAGAGGCACAUACUUUAGUCUUCCCGAAUUCUUCAACGCCAACUUCGCUAAGCUCCCUGGCGCUUACUUUAAAAAUGGUGCGCCAAAGAACCCCUACACUGGAAAGCAGAUCGAAUACACUGGCGACUUGAACCAUUCCGACUUCAUCCGCGACCUACAAGCUCCUCAAAUGAGAGAGCUUGCCUACAACUAUGAGACGGAGAUGAUGUGGUGUGACAUUGGUGGCCCCAACAACUCUUCCUAUGUCCUUUCCGAAUGGAUCAACUGGGCCAAGGCACGCGGCCGACAGGUCGUUUUCAACUCGCGCUGCGGCGAGGGCACACAGCUUCCCGGCGACUUCAAAACUCCCGAAUACGCCCCCAACCCGGAUGCGCCACUUGAGAAGAAGUGGGAGUCCAGCCGUGGCAUGGAUCCUCAUUCUUACGGAUACAACAGUGCAACCCCAGAUGCUGCGUACCUUACUGGAGAAGGCAUUGUUACCACGCUUGUGGACAUUGUUGCCAACAAUGGAAACUUCUUGCUCGAUAUUGGCCCCCGCGGAGACGGCUCGAUUCCCGAAAUCAUGCAGAAGAACCUGCGUGAUGCCGGUCAAUGGAUCAACGAUCGCCCCGAGAGUAUCUUUAACACGACAUACUGGACCGCCACGGCUGGAAAGGGCAAGUUCCGCUACACCACCAACCAAGCAGCAUUCUUCAUCCACUACAUUGGUGCUCCCUCCAAAGAGCUUGCGAUCACCGAUCCCAUUCCAUACCUGCCAGGCGAUAAGAUUACAGCUCUCGGAGGUAGCCAGGAUGGUGUUGAGGUUCCCGCGUCGUGGACCUCAAUUGGUACGCUGAAGCUGCAUCUUGAUGACAAGAUGAUUGCGGGUGAUAAGUACGUCUGGACAUUCAAAAUUGAAUACGGAAACCAGUAAGGGAAAAAGGAUUAUCGUCAUCUCUCUUUAUUAUGAGGACAUUACGGAUUAUGUUUUGUUAAGCUUUGAAGAUGUGAAACGGGAGGCGCCAGUGGUGCAGCCACGCAGCCACCUGGCAAAAUGUCACAGUUGGCGCAGCUGGUACAGCUGGCUCCGCUGGCUCCGCCCCUUCGAGUAUGUGUACGUAAAUACCGAGGUACAUAAUAUGAAAUUGAGUCAAAUACUAUGAGCAACUAUGAGCAACUGGAAAUUAAUACGCGAAAUUUAAAAUCAAAGAAGAAAAAUGGCGAGAGACCCGAGCGUCACCAACACUUGCGGCGG
Molecule: messenger RNA, 2308 nt
Organism: [Torrubiella] hemipterigena
Lineage: Eukaryota; Fungi; Ascomycota; Sordariomycetes; Hypocreales; Clavicipitaceae
Source: the annotation of a GenBank genome assembly